AUGAUUUUCGAACAAAAAGAGAAGGGGGCUCGUGCAGUACGUCAGGAGGGCAGUGUCUGAAUAUCUUCUUUCUCUAAUUGUGUCAAAUGGGCAACUUUUACUUAUACAUAAUGUCGGAGUGAAAAAAUUUUACGUUUUACGUCCAGUGUUAAGCGGAAAACAGGUUCCAAACAUUGUAGCAAGGCAGAAAAAGUUCGCAAGUUUCGCCUGUGUCCGAGCGGAUCUGGGUGGGAGUGCUGAAACAGUGGGGGAAAACAUCUCCUGGAAGAACCAGAUAAUACAACACAGAGAUUAGUUGAAAGAUUAUGGGUGCACUAGCCAGCAGACAGAAUGCAACCGUAGAAGAGGCGGACAUGAGUGCAAACCAUCAGUACAAGUAUCCUCCUCGAUCAGGGAAUUACUUCGGCACCCACUUCAUCAUGGGAGGGGAGCGAUUCGACACUCCUCAGCCGGAAGCUUAUCUGUUCGGUGAGAAUGCGGACCUCAAUUUCCUGGGUUGCAAACCUACUCCCUUUCCUUAUCCACCACCGCAAGCUACAGAACCAACGAAAACGCUGAAAAGUCUAAUAAACAUACGAAAAGAAUCGGUACGGUUUGUGAAAGCAUCCGACUGUGCUGCGAAAAUUCACGGAGAUGGAACAAAAACCUGUGCGUAUAAUAUCGAGUUUGUAUUCGACGCAGACGCUCGCUGUGCUAUCACAAUCUACUAUUUCUGCAUCGAAGACAUUGGAAGUGCAGGGGUCAGCUAUAUUCCAAGAGAUUCGUCACUGUCGUCCGAAACAUUCCACUUCAAGCGGGGAGUGAAUCAGCUUUUCUCAGCUCCAUCGCAUGUCUUCAAUCCGUCUCUGUUCUCUGAGGAUGAGCUCGCGUUCAGUUCCGAAAAGGACACUUUUCCAGUGGUCAUUCACUGCGCCGUCGAGGAAGGGAACGAAGAGAGCCGGCAGAGUCACACAACAAUUUGCGUAGUGGAUCACCAUUCGGAUGGUACUUACGCGUUGCGUGCCCUAAAACAGAAGAUUUUCGUCGAUGGCUUAUGCUACUUACUGCAGGAGAUCUAUGGAAUUGAAAACAAACUUGUCAGUAAGCCUAUCGGCGAUGAGGACACGGACGAUAACGGAAGCGAGUGCGUCAUUUGCAUGUGUGACACCCGCGAUACGCUGAUUCUGCCCUGCAGACAUUUGUGUUUGUGCAAUUCUUGUGCCGAUUCUUUGCGAUAUCAGGCUAACAACUGUCCAAUUUGUCGGGCACCGUUCCGAGCUCUGUUGCAAAUUCGUGCAGUACAGAAAAACACCACCGGAUCGAAUGUGGUUUCGGUUCAAAGUCCACAGGAUAGCACGGAUAACAUUCCUUCGGGAUAUAUUCCAGUGUCACUGAUUGAAGCUCUCAAUGGCCCAACAGGACCGGUAAAGUCACAGAGCAUUGUAGAGAACGUAACGGCAACGGAGAAUGCUAACGAAACCACUCAAAAUAAUCAGACCACAGAUAAGCAGGACCCCCUGAAGAAUCCGCCCAAGGACGCAAGUACAAUGGGAUCGCGUGAAAAGCUGAAUCAAAAUGUGGUGGAUUUCCGGAUGUCUGUUCUGCUAUCUAAGGAAGACGGUUCGGUCUCUUGUGUCACGAAGGAACUUCUCACCAAGCAUUCGCCUCUAAUGCAAAGGGCUCCUGUUAGCCGUGACAAAAAUCCACGCGAAAAGGGAAGCCUUCGUAUCCAAUCCAAUCAGUCUGUGGCGAUUAAGGAGCCGCCCCCCUUAAACCACGAGGUAGUUCAAUUGGUGAAUGAGAAAAUUCAAAUGCCCAAUUUAACCGAUCUGGAUGAUGAUAGCGAAGCGGAAAAAUUGUCACCAUUGCUGCAGAAAGCGGAUCACGAUGGGGUUGAACUGAGCUGCGAGACCUACGAGAAACUGCCAAGCAUACUAAGAAUGGCCCAAGAGGAGGCGGAGAAUUUGGAUGCUCGUAGUCAAAAAUCGGUCGUAGUGCUGGCAGCUGCGGAGGACUCUGACUACUACACGCCAGAAGAUCCACAUACCACGAUUCUUAGUCCACUGAAAGGCGAAGAGAAGCUCGAAGGAGUGAAGAAAUUGUCCACACCGUUGACAGUGCUGAAGGAAGCAUCCCAGAAUUCGCUACCCGACAGCCCCAUCAGUGGCAAUUCCCACACUUCCACGCGGAGCUCUGGCGAUAGCUACUCGUCCAGCUCUAGCACCCGACAGCUGCUCUCGUCCGUGACCGCUAAUGACACGCCCACCCACGUUACGGUCAAUGUCGAUUCGUCGGUAGAAGGGUUGGUCAAGCACGAGAUCAAAAUUGGCAAUAGUACUAAGAUCGAUUGUAUCGAUAGUGAUUAAUUGCCGGAGCCGGAGGGUUGCACAGCAAAUAAAUAUCUCAAUCUUAUAUUGAACAAAUUGCAUUUCAGCUCCAGAUGCGGAGUCACUGGAGUAACUAAAAGUAAACAAUAGUAAGUGUGGGACUUUUGUUGCUUCAAGAAUAGCCAAUAUACCGUUGAUAGCAGAUCUAUAUGAGUACACAACACGACAGCAUAGCGCGACAUCAAUUCCGAUAUUACGCAUUAGUGAGUGUGUAUAUCCCAGCAGAAAACACUUUAUGUUUUGAUUUUUAAUAUUAGGUUUUUAUUACUGAAAUAUCACUGAUACAACAUUUAUCAAAUAAACUCGUUUUACUCAAACCAAUAA
Messenger RNA from Toxorhynchites rutilus septentrionalis, 2690 nucleotides. RefSeq names its product E3 ubiquitin-protein ligase MGRN1 (gene Mrgn1). NCBI's taxonomy places the organism in Eukaryota, Metazoa, Arthropoda, Insecta, Diptera, Culicidae. The transcript has 5 exons. Gene Ontology annotation, cellular component: cytoplasm. Gene Ontology annotation, molecular function: ubiquitin protein ligase activity. Bases 306 to 2345 code for a protein of 679 amino acids. The record is from RefSeq and is a predicted model, not a curated record. Gene Ontology annotation, biological process: protein ubiquitination.